Molecule: messenger RNA, 327 nt
Organism: Triticum aestivum (bread wheat)
Lineage: Eukaryota; Viridiplantae; Streptophyta; Magnoliopsida; Poales; Poaceae
Exons: 3
Coding region: 1-327 (108 amino acids)
Molecular function (GO): fatty acyl-CoA hydrolase activity
Source: RefSeq, a predicted model, not a curated record
AUGGCGAAGCUCGAAGGCGGCAGCAAGGAUGUUGACGAAGCCAUGGAGAAGUGGCACAACGGUUCCUUGAGCCACCGGCUGUACGACGUCUUCACCGUAGCCGGCCUCCGCGUGGAGGCCAUCGAACCCGGCCGCCUCCUCUGCUCCUUCAUGGUCCCUGCUCGCCUCACGUCGAGCGCCAGCAACCGUAUGCAGGGAGGCGCGGUGGCGUCGCUGGUGGACCUGGUGGGGUCUGCGGUGAUCUUCGCGGGCGGCUCGCCGGUGACGGGGGUCUCGCUGGAUAUCACCGUCUCCUACCUGGGCGCCGCCCGUGCAAACAUUUGCUGA